AUGAUAUUAGUAAUGAUAACAGCCACUAAUACCCACUUAAACUACAAUCUUGCAAAGGCAAGGAUCCGGCCCCCCAUCGUGAAUGUGAAUAAACAACAGCUAGAUAUGCAAGCUAAACUGUUUUUGACCAGACUAUACUUUAGGCUUCCCCGUACCAGCUUCCGUCAGUUCCCUGCGAGAGGUUUCCCACUACAGAAAAGUUUUUACUCCGAUCUGGCCACUAAAGAGUCUUUGAUCUCACCAGAGAGAAUAAUAAAUAAAACACCUGGGUUGAACUUAUCUAUCUCUGAAAGAGCGUCGAAGAGAUUAGCUGAGAUUUGUCGUGAUAGUAAAGAAAAUCUAAGAAUAAGUGUAGAAAGCGGUGGAUGUCAUGGUUUCCAAUAUAAUCUAACACUAGAACCUGCGUUCAAGUCAGAUGAAAAGAGAAGCGCCAGAAAUGAAGAAUUUUCAGAUAGUCUUGACGGUGGUGAUUCCAAGGACAUAGUGUACGUGUUACCCGAAGACAAAGGUCGAGUAAUCAUCGACAAUAAAUCACUAGAGAUUCUAAAUAAUACUACACUGACGUACACAAAUGAGUUGAUUGGCUCGUCAUUCAAAAUCGUCAACGGUAGACUAAAAAGCAGUUGUGGCUGUGGAAGUAGUUUUGAUAUCGAAGACUAG
Molecule: messenger RNA, 660 nt
Organism: Saccharomyces eubayanus
Lineage: Eukaryota; Fungi; Ascomycota; Saccharomycetes; Saccharomycetales; Saccharomycetaceae
Gene: ISA2
Product: Isa2p
Exons: 1
Coding region: 1-660 (219 amino acids)
Biological process (GO): iron-sulfur cluster assembly
Cellular component (GO): mitochondrion
Molecular function (GO): iron ion binding; 2 iron, 2 sulfur cluster binding; 4 iron, 4 sulfur cluster binding
Source: RefSeq, a predicted model, not a curated record